Messenger RNA from Spinacia oleracea (spinach), 504 nucleotides. RefSeq lists its product as uncharacterized. The record is from RefSeq and is a predicted model, not a curated record. The transcript is spliced from 3 exons. NCBI's taxonomy places the organism in Eukaryota, Viridiplantae, Streptophyta, Magnoliopsida, Caryophyllales, Amaranthaceae. The coding region runs from base 1 to 504 and encodes 167 amino acids.
AUGGGCUUUGCCAAAUGGGGCUCUGUCUUUUGGGCUUUGAUAGUGCAGUCAGGUUCUGCCAUGGAUCGCUUAUCUCCCGAAGACAAGGGUGUAGUGGAAGUACCCGCUUGGCUGUCCGAAGAACCCACCUUGCCGGCUACUAAGAAGCGCCCGGCAUCUUCGACGGAGGCUCCUAAGCCAAAACGGCCCUUCUUUAAGAAGAUGGGUCCGGCCGACGUUGUCACCAAGCCGUCGGUACCAAAACCGUCCGCUCCCCCGGCUGAGGGGGAGGUUCCUCCUAUCCAGACGCCCAUUCCUCCUCCUGCGAAAAAGGAGGUUCCUUCCCAGGUGGACGCCGAAAUGGAUGGUACUGCCGGAGCAGCUGCUGACGAGGCAGCAGUCGAUCAGACUGCGGCGGCUGACGCCACCGCCUUGUCCAGAGAGGACAAGGGUAAAGGCAAGGAGACUGAGGCUCCUUCUACUGAUAAUGCCUCUACUCCUCCUGCAGCUUCGCCAAUUGGUUAG